This is a messenger RNA of Ricinus communis (castor bean), 5039 nucleotides long. Its product is annotated as DNA-directed RNA polymerase III subunit 1. Gene Ontology annotation, biological process: DNA-templated transcription. The transcript has 28 exons. Lineage: Eukaryota; Viridiplantae; Streptophyta; Magnoliopsida; Malpighiales; Euphorbiaceae. The record is from RefSeq and is a predicted model, not a curated record. The coding region runs from base 320 to 4561 and encodes 1413 amino acids. Gene Ontology annotation, molecular function: DNA binding; DNA-directed RNA polymerase activity.
UGUGGCUUAGUGGCCGACUGUUAGCUCCACCUAUUGUAGGUGUAGGGUUCGAAAAUACGUUGGGGUUUUUAUUUUCUUCUAUUUUCGCGUUUUUAUUUUCUUCUAUUUUCGCCAAUAAUCCGCAAAACAGAGGCCUUCUGUCUGUCACUUUCACCAUCUCCUAAACCCCUCGCGCCAGUCACAGAAAAAAACCUUAAACCCUUUUUAAAACAUUGUUCUUUCUUUUUUUUUUUUUUUUUUUAUACAGCUCCUAAUUCUCUUCAUCAUUAUUAUCAGCAGUAAUUCUCUUCAUCACCAUCAGCAGUGAUUGAUAAAAAAAAUGCGAAAAACACAGCAAAAACAGCAAGACAUAGUCUAUACUAAGCAGCCUUACAUUGAAGAUGCGGGACCUCGCAGAAUCAAAAGUAUGCAAUUUACAAUGAUGUCAGGAGCAGAGAUUUUAAAAGCAGCAGAAUGCCAAGUUCAUUUAGGUUCUUAUUAUGAUUCCACUCGUAAACCUAUUCAAGCCGGUUUAUUGGAUCCCCGCUUGGGUCCUGCAACUAAACAGAGUAGUGCCUGUGAAACUUGCGGCGCGGACUUUCAUGAGUGUCCUGGACAUUUUGGAUACUUGAAUCUUGUUUUGCCAGUGUUUAAUGUUGGAUAUAUGAGUAACAUUUUGGAUAUUUUGAAGUGUAUUUGCAAGUCCUGUUCUCGUAUACUUUACGAUGAGAAAUUAUGUAAAGCUGACUUGAAAAAGAUGAGAAAUCCCAGGAUAGAGCAUCUGAGGAAGAGUGAGUUGGUGAAGAAGAUUGUGAAAAAGUGCAGUAGCAUGACAAGCAAUAAAGCUGUGAAGUGCACGAGAUGUGGAGAUAUGAAUGGGAUGGUCAAGAAGGCUGGUUCUGUUCUAAGCAUUAUUCAUGAUCGGGCAAAAUUAGUUGAUGGCUAUUUGGAAGAAUGCAGAUCAGCAAUUGCACAUACUAAAGAGUCUAGAGCACCCAUUAGUCUGGCUACUUAUAUUCUUACCCCUGUCAAAGUUCUCUCUCUUUUUAAAAGAAUUCCAGAGGAGGACUGCGAAGUGCUUGGUCUGUAUGAUAGACCUGAGAAACUCAUCAUAACAAACAUUGCCGUGCCGCCUAUAUCAAUUCGACCUUCUGUUUUCACAGAUGGAUUACAGAGUAAUGAAAAUGACAUCACAGAGAGAUUAAAACAAAUUAUUCAGGCAAAUGCUAGCCUUCGCAUGGAGUUACUAGAAGGAAGAAUGAGUGUGAACAAAUAUCUGGAUUCUUGGGAUGGUCUUCAAGCUGCAGUUGCACUCUAUAUGAAUAGUGAUGUUCGUGUUCCAAAUAACGUGGAAGUUGGCAAGCCAUUGAGUGGUUUUGUACAGCGCCUCAAAGGAAAGCAGGGACGUUUUCGUGGGAACUUAUCAGGGAAGCGUGUUGAAUUUACUGGCAGAACUGUUAUAUCACCAGACCCUAAUCUUAAAAUUACUGAGGUGGCAAUUCCUAUCCAUAUGGCUCGGAUUUUAUCUUAUCCUGAACGUGUUUCCCAUCACAAUAUUGAGAAGUUGAGGCAGCUUGUCAGUAACGGCCCUCAGAAAUACCCUGGCGCAAGUACGGUCAGAUAUCCUGACGGUUCUUCAAAGCGUUUGAUAGGUAGUUACAGAAAAACCAUUGCUGAGGAAUUGACAUUUGGUUGUAUAGUUGAUCGUCAUUUAGAAGAUGGAGAUGUUGUUCUUUUUAACAGACAACCAAGCUUGCAUCGAAUGUCUAUCAUGUGCCAUAGGGCAAGAAUCAUGCCUUGGAGAACAUUGAGAUUUAAUGAAUCUGUUUGCAACCCAUAUAAUGCUGAUUUUGAUGGUGAUGAGAUGAAUAUGCAUGUCCCACAAACAGAAGAGGCUCGAACAGAGGCACUUUUGCUGAUGGGGGUUCAAAACAAUUUAUGCACACCAAAAAAUGGAGAGAUCUUGGUUGCUUCCACACAAGAUUUUCUAACAUCAUCCUUUUUAAUUACAAGGAGGGACACUUUUUAUGACCGUGCGGCUUUCUCACUUAUGUGUUCUUAUAUGAAUGAUGGCAUGGAUCUUAUUGAUUUGCCAACACCUGCAAUACUUAAGCCGAUAGAACUUUGGACUGGUAAACAAUUAUUCAGUGUUCUACUUCGUCCAAAUGCAAAUGUGAGAGUCUACGUAAAUCUUAUUGUUAGGGAGAAAAUUUACUCCAAGCCUAAGAAAGGAGAUAAGAGAGAAAAAGAAACAAUGUGUCCUAAUGAUGGUUUUGUUUAUAUCCGGAACAGUGAGCUAAUAUCUGGACAACUGGGGAAGGCUACUCUAGGAAAUGGCAACAAGGAUGGACUUUACUCUAUUCUUCUCAGAGACUACAAUCCACAUGCUGCUGCCACUUGCAUGAAUCGGCUAGCUAAAUUAAGUGCUCGAUGGAUAGGAAAUCAUGGCUUCUCAAUUGGGAUUGAUGAUGUCCAGCCAGGAAAGAAAUUGAUUGAUGGAAAAGGGAAGACAAUUUCUAAUGGUUAUCAACAAUGUGAUAAACUAAUUGAACAAUAUAAUGAAGGAAAGCUUUUGCUUAAGCCUGGUUGUGAUGCCACUCAAACACUGGAAUCUGAAAUAACUGAGAAAUUAAAUAAGCUUCGAGAAGAAGCUGGUGAUGUAUGCAUGAAAGAAUUGCAUUGGAGAAACAGUCCAUUGAUCAUGUCACAGUGUGGAUCUAAAGGAUCUGUUAUCAAUAUCAGCCAGAUGGUUGCUUGUGUUGGUCAGCAAUCAGUUGGGGGUCGCCGUGCUCCAGAUGGAUUCAUAGAUCGAAGCCUUCCUCACUUCCCCAGAAAAUCAAAAACUCCUGCGGCUAAAGGCUUUGUUGCUAAUUCAUUCUAUAGUGGUUUGAUGGCAACUGAAUUUUUCUUCCAUACAAUGGCUGGGAGAGAAGGUCUUGUGGACACUGCGGUCAAAACAGCUGACACUGGAUACAUGUCUCGUAGACUUAUAAAAGGAUUGGAAGACUUAUCUAUCCAAUAUGAUAAUACAGUACGGAAUGCUAGUGGAUGCAUAGUUCAAUUUCUUUAUGGAGAUGAUGGCUUGGAUCCUGCAAGUAUGGAAGGGAAGGGUGGAGUUCCAUUGAAUCUUGACCGGUUGUUCUCAAAAGUGAAGGCCACUUGUCCUGUUAGAGAAGAGGAUUACCUAUCUCCUUUGGAUAUUUCUGACGUGGUGGAAAAUUUGCUACUAAAGCAUGAUAUGGCUCUUGGUGGAAUUUGUUCUGAAGCCUUUAAAAAAAGUCUGACUUCCUUUCUCGGAAGUCAUGCCAAGAGAUUGGAAAGCAUGAUGAAAUUGGCCGAUGGUGUUGAGGACCCAACCUCUGAGAAUAUACAAACUGGAGGGAUAAGAGGAAAUUCUAAGAUCAUAGAAAGACUGGCUCACAAAAUAUUUGGUGUUUCUGAAAGACAGAUAGAGGUUUUUGUAAAAACAUGCAUCAAUCGUUAUCUUUGGAAAAGAGUUGAACCUGGAACUGCCAUUGGUGCAAUUGGAGCUCAAAGUAUAGGGGAGCCAGGGACGCAGAUGACAUUGAAGACCUUUCACUUUGCUGGAGUUGCAAGCAUGAAUAUAACACAAGGAGUUCCUCGCAUCAAAGAAAUAAUAAAUGGGGCUAAGAAGAUUAGUACACCUAUCAUUACUGCAGAGCUUGAGCAGAAUACUAAUGUGACUGCUGCUCGAAUAGCAAAAGGUCGGAUCCAAAAAACUGUUCUGGGCCAGGUUGCUAAGAGUAUCAAAAUUGUAAUGACUUCGAGAUCAGCAUCUGUAGUGAUCACACUUGACAUGAAAACAAUUCAAAAUGCACAAUUAUCUCUUGAUGCUAACAUUGUGAAGGAAGCAAUUUUACGAACUCCAAGAAUUAAACUAAAGCCACAGCAUAUCAAAGUUCUGGAUACUAGAAAGUUGGAAGUUAUUCCUCUGGGUGACAGGGAGAGGGUUCAUUUUGAGCUCCAUAAUCUUAAAAAUUUGUUGCCAUCAAUCAUAGUUCAGGGCAUAAAAACUGUUGAACGUGCUGUCAUAGCCCAGAAAAAGCAUGAUGGUAAAGCAAAUGAUCAAGAGCUCCCAACAUACAACAUGUUGGUAGAAGGGAUGGGUCUUGAUCUUGUUAUGGGAACUGAAGGAGUGGAUGGGUGCAAAACAACGAGUAAUCAUGUAAUGGAAGUUCAGAAAUUUCUUGGAAUUGAGGCUGCAAGAAAGUGCAUAAUUGAUGAGAUAAAUCAGACCAUGGAACAUCAUGGAAUGAGCAUUGACAUACGGCAUAUGAUGCUUUUAGGAGAUCUAAUGACAUUUAAGGGCGAAGUUCUUGGAAUCACAAGAUUUGGCAUUCAAAAAAUGGACAAAAGUGUUUUGAUGUUGGCUUCAUUUGAGAAAACAGCAGAUCACCUUUAUCAUGCUGCUGUUUUUGGAAGGGAUGACAAGAUUGAGGGAGUUAGUGAAUGUAUCAUAAUGGGCAUCCCAAUGCAGAUAGGCACAGGAAUACUCAAAGUACAACAAAGGGUUGAUCCACCACCAGUGCUGAAUUAUGGAUCAGACUCUAUCAUCUCUUAAGCGUUUUUAAUUUCAAAGUUCAUGAAACAUACAUGCAGAUCAUUGCAAUACACACAGGCAGACGCAUUAUCAUCAGUGUCUUUGAAGCAGAUGGCCGAGUACAAGCUGGCAAUUUAUAGGCAUGCUUCAACAGGAGUAGCACUUCUGCAUAUUAGGUCUCCCUAGAGCUCCAGCAUAUGGAUUUGCAGCUUGCGAACAAAAAGAAAAUGGUGAUUUUGCCGCAUAUACAGCUAAAGUAAAAGAACACUCAUCAAAUUCAGUUUCCCUCAACAAGGUGACAUGUCAAAUUGCAGUUUUGACUUUCAGUAUUACUUCUGUGCAAAGUAGUCAAAUCAAGGAAGUUCAUCUAGUGAUAAUUGAUGAAAUUAUCAUGUACAAAUGAAAAUCAGUAUGAUGCAUGUUGUACAAUGCGGAGUAAUAUUGAGAUUCUUUAACUUGAUUCUAUCUUGAUACAUAAAAAGUGGUCUAAAUUUUCCCA